CCGAGCCAGAGCGCCGGCUCCGCGCGCUCCCCAGCGGCCCGCGCCCCGACGGCUGCGCGCGGGGACUCCUGCGGGCCCCCCCGGGCGUCCGCGCCUCUCCGGGCGCACGGCUGCCGCCCGCCAUGCCGGGGGCCCGGCACUGAGCGCCCCCCGCGCCCCCCUGCCCGGCGCACCCGGCCGCGCUCCCAGCGCCCGGCGGGCUGCCCGGCGGCGGCGCGACGCGGGCCCCUCGCGCUCCCGGCCGGCCUCUCCCGAGCGCGUCUAUGAGCGCAGCGUUCCCGCCGUCGCCGAGGAUGAUGCAGCGCCCGCUGGGGAGUAGCACCGCCUUCAGCAUAGACUCGCUGAUCGGCAGCCCGCCGCAGCCCAGCCCGGGCCACUUCGUCUACACCGGCUACCCCAUGUUCAUGCCCUACCGGCCGGUGGUGCUGCCGCCGCCGCCGCCGCCGCCGCCCGCACUGCCCCAGGCCGCGCUGCCGCCCGCGCACCCGCACCACCAGAUCCCCAGCCUGCCCACCGGCUUCUGCUCCAGCCUGGCGCAGGGCAUGGCGCUCACCUCCACGCUCAUGGCCACGCUGCCCGGCGGCUUCUCGGCGUCGCCGCAGCACCAGGACGCGGCGGCCGCCCGCAAGUUCGCGCCGCAGCCGCUGGCGGGCGGCGGCAACUUCGACAAGGCGGAGGCGCUGCCCGGCGACGCGGAGGACGGCAAGGGCUUCCUGGCCAAGGAGGGCUCGCUGCUCGCCUUCUCGGCGGCCGAGGCGGUGCAGGCGUCGCUGGUCGGGGCUGUGCGAGGACAAGGGAAAGACGACGCGAAGGCAGAAGAUGACCCGAAGGGCAAGGAGGAGAGCUUCUCCCUGGAGAGCGAUCUGGACUACAGCUCGGAUGACAACCUCACGGGCCAGGCCACGCACAAAGAGGAAGACUCGGGCCACGCGCUGGAGGAGCCGCCUCCGAGCGCGGGCGCAGCGGGCAGCACCACGUCCACGGGCAAGAACCGGCGGCGGCGGACUGCCUUCACCAGCGAGCAGCUCCUGGAGCUGGAGAAGGAGUUCCACUGUAAAAAGUACCUCUCGCUGACCGAGCGCUCGCAGAUCGCGCACGCCCUCAAACUCAGCGAGGUCCAGGUCAAGAUCUGGUUCCAGAACCGUCGCGCCAAGUGGAAACGCGUGAAGGCCGGCAACGCCAACUCCAAGACGGGGGAGCCCUCCCGGAACCCCAAGAUCGUCGUCCCCAUCCCCGUCCACGUCAGCCGGUUCGCGAUACGAAGUCAGCACCAGCAGCUGGAGCAGGCCCGGCCCUGAGGCUUCCCCAGCCGGGACCGCCCUGCUCCCCUCCGGCCGGAACCCGCCUCCCCGACCCCAGAUUUCAAGCGAAAUUCAAGAGUCGCGCCCCCUUCCAUCCCGGCUUUGGCCACCCCCAGCACAACGGGGCUCUCCAGGAAACGGGCCGCCAAGACGGCUGUGGAAGGGGCAGAGCCGCUGGAGCUAAAUAUUUAUUGCCCCUCCUACUUCGUACAUAGAAUCUAUGUAGACUGGGGCGCAGCCGCCGUAUUUUGAAAGUUAGAGGACCCGAUCUCCCCGAGUCAUUCUGUCGUGCACAAAAACAAAACAAAACAAUCCGGAAGAAAUCCUUCCUUGGCUCGCGCUCCUUCCCUUGCUUUGGCAGAGGCCAGCGGCUGCCCAGAAGCAGACAGUCCGCGCUCACACACGUUCGUUUCUCUUCUGGCUUUUUUUGUUGGGUUCAGUUGACCGAGGAGCAGACCUUGGGUGCAGCGGAUGUGACCGUUUUUGUUUAUUUUUUUUUUUUGGCCUGGCUUUUCUUUCCUGCAGGGUUGCGGCUCCUUGUCCGACCCAUGUUCGAAGCACGUCACCGUUGUGUUUAAUUUAUUUCAAUGUAGCUUAUUUUCUUAUAAGUUAUGACAUGGAAGCAAUCUCGGUCUUGUGAAUAAUAAAAAGGAGAGA
This is a messenger RNA of Sorex araneus (European shrew), 1958 nucleotides long. RefSeq names its product gastrulation brain homeobox 2 (gene GBX2). The transcript is spliced from 2 exons. Gene Ontology annotation, biological process: regulation of nervous system development; regulation of transcription by RNA polymerase II. NCBI's taxonomy places the organism in Eukaryota, Metazoa, Chordata, Mammalia, Eulipotyphla, Soricidae. The record is from RefSeq and is a predicted model, not a curated record. Gene Ontology annotation, molecular function: DNA-binding transcription factor activity, RNA polymerase II-specific; RNA polymerase II transcription regulatory region sequence-specific DNA binding. Gene Ontology annotation, cellular component: nucleus. The coding region runs from base 264 to 1298 and encodes 344 amino acids.